This is a messenger RNA of Paramisgurnus dabryanus, 2908 nucleotides long. It is a transcript of the gene slc68a1a, whose product is annotated as major facilitator superfamily domain containing 13A. The record is from RefSeq and is a predicted model, not a curated record. NCBI's taxonomy places the organism in Eukaryota, Metazoa, Chordata, Actinopteri, Cypriniformes, Cobitidae.
CGUGGAGAAGGAAAGUUGAUGACGUCACGGGCUUCCUCGUACAACACAUGACAUGUUUCUUUACAACUGUGAAACCUAUUAGCGUUUGGAGGUCCGUUAACAUUAUCAAGCGACUGUAGUAUGGACAUCAGCUCCACAUGGGGUGGAUAGAGAGAUGACCCCAUCCUUCUCAGCCUGUGGGACGUUUCGAGCUCUGUGUGGGCAGGAAAAGGCAAAAGAGAGAGAAGUUGAAAAGGAUGGGAAGGAGAGGAUGGGGCCGCUGGCAGGGGAUCUCCACAGCUGUGCUCUAUGGCUCUCUGGCUCUCUUCGUCUCCAUUCUCCACAACGUCUUUUUACUGUAUUAUGUGGAGACCUUUGUGUCUGUUUACAAGAUUGACAAGUUGUCGUUUUGGGUGGGAGAGUCUGUGUUUCUGAUUUGGAACAGUCUGAAUGACCCUCUCUUCGGCUGGCUGAGUGACCGUUCCUUCCUGAGCUCACCCCAGUCUGGGUCUCAGAUCUCCUCCCCAGAGGUGGUUCUAAAACGACUGCAGGCGCUCUCCAGAAGUGGGCCUCUAUUUGCCCUCUCCUUCCUGGCUUUCUGGGUGGCCUGGACGUGGCCUGGUCUGCAGUUCCUUCUGUGCCUGUGUCUUUACGAUGGGUUCCUCACCGUGGUGGAUCUCAACCACAACGCCCUCCUGGCCGACUUGGCUGUGUCAGCAAACGACCGUACGCGCCUCAAUUUCCACAGUUCCCUGUUCAGUGCGCUGGGCUCGCUGUCCGUCUUCCUUUCCUACUCCUUCUGGAACAAGGAAGACUUCCAUUACUUCAGGUUGUUCUGCGUGGCGCUAGCUGCCGUCUCCAUGGUGGGCUUUGCUGUGGUUUCACGCCUUCUGCGCCAACGGUUUCACAAUGAAGUUCAAACACACAAGAAUGAGUGCGAAGAACUGACUGAACUCAGUGUUGGUCAAGCUCCUUUUACCUCACCCGAGAAGCCAGUCACUCUCGGGGAAUAUCUGAAGCAGUUGUCACGACACAGAAACUUCAUGUGGUUCGUCUCAAUGAACCUUGUACAGGUUUUCCACUGCCAUUUCAACAGUAAUUUCUUUCCUCUGUUUCUGGAGCACCUCCUGUCAGACCGUAUAUCUGCCUCCACCGGUUCUUUCCUGCUAGGCUUUUCCUACAUUGCCCCACAUCUGAACAAUCUCUACUUCUUGACGCUGUGCCGAAGAUUUGGUGUCUACCAGGUGAUUCGCUGGCUUUUCCUCUUGAAGCUGGGUCUGAGUAUAGCCAUGAUGCUUGCUGGGGCCGACCAGUUGUAUCUGCUCUGCAUCUUUAUUGCUAGUAAUCGCGUGUUUACAGAGGGAACCUGUAAGCUGCUAAAUCUGGUGAUCACUGACCUGGUGGAUGAGGACUUUGUGUUGAACCGCCGUCAGCAGGCAGCUUCUGCCCUGCUCUUUGGCAUGGUUGCCUUGGUAACUAAACCUGGCCAGACCUUUGCCCCUCUCAUCGGUACCUGGUUGUUAUGCGUCUACACAGGAUAUGACAUCUUCGAGAGAAAUUCAGUGGGCACAUCACCAAUCUCAGCCCCUGCAUCCCCCAUGCCACUGCGUCAGGGUUGCUUCUACCUGCUGGUGUUUGUACCGAUCACCUGCGCCCUUCUUCAGUUGCUGGCGUGGUCUCGAUUUAAUCUGCAUGGGCGCAGGCUGCAAAACAUCAAGGCCCUGAGGGAAGGUGCCCAACAAAGCAACUUCAUUGAUGUGAAGGCUAUCUAAUGCUCUCCAUGUAGGCAAGAGAUGAAAGAUGGACAAGACAUUCCUCAAAACCAGGCAUUCUGCCAAAAGACUGAUCCGGAAAGGAGAAUGAUGAUGCCAAAUACAGCAAGAGACAUUUAAGUCUAAUGUAUGGUCGAGCAUCUCUGCCUUACUUUGCUAAGUGUUAAAUAUUUAUACUGAGUAUGUACUUGGGACCAGAAAUGAAUUUAGUGGUUUGGGACCAUGUUUAUCAGACUGCCCUUAAAACCUCCUGGAAUGAUGUUUUAGCAUAUAUUUAUAGAUGAAGCCAAAUCAAAUCUAAUCAAAGUUUCCAAAAUGAAUAGAUUCUCGUGAACGUGUUUGUUUAUUGGUAAACACACUGUGUUCAAAGAGCAUGUUUACAAUAACAUUAAGCAACAUUCCAGGGACACAAUAUGGAAUUGCAUGGAUAUCUGUGGAGUCUUCAUACACACUAUCAGGACUUGCCAUACAUUUGUAACGGUUUUUAUAUAAUGUUUGUGAAAUGUUUUAAGUCCCUCAUUGCCAUCAAUGAUUAUUAUUUUUAUUGAUAAAAAAGUAUAUUUUAGUUCAUUAUGAACAAAAAUGCAGAUGUGUUUUACUAGCAUCUAUGACUAACUUAUUUUUCUACCAAAUGUCCAAUUUUAGAAAUAAGGUGUUCAAUUUGACUGAAGGGAUUUAAAGGGGUGAUCAUUCAAUCGGCCAGUCUGACAUUACAGUACAAAUUGAUUUCUCAAAGGUACAGUAAUAGUUUUAUAUGAAAGUUUUUCAAAUUUGUAGCACCAAAUUUAUAUGAACUUUUAGUAAAGAUCCUAUUCUUAACACUGACACUUACAUUUGCAGUAAGUUUUUUUUGGUUCUUCAUGGAAAAUAAUGUAGCAACAAGACACGUAAUAUGUUUUAUUUGAGGUAUCAGAGUUUUCAGCAAUUCAACUGCCUGUAAAAUGGGCACUUAUGCUCUGUUAUUUCUUCAUAUUUUAUGGUUAUUUCCUCUGGGAAACCUGUGAAUUACCGUAGGAAAUGUUUUACCUUUCACGUGUUUCUUACAAUGUCAAGAGUCUGAACUUUGGCUUUGAAUAUAUAUAUAUAGAGUUCUCUUCUGCUAUUCUCCGUUCAUUUUUUAAACGUUGUGCUUGCAAAUAAAUGUCAUUUUACAAAAA